GUUGGGGAGGGAUGCUCGCGAACGCCUCAUCAAGUUAUCACGAGAGCCGCCGCGGCUUCCGUCCAGCGCCCCCUCCCCCAACCUAGUUCAGCGGCCGGUUGUUGUUGUGCGGCCCAAGAUGGCGGCUCAGGCGGCCCAAGCGGCCCAGGCCGAGGCCUCAGAGUCAUGGUACCUGGCGUUGCUGGGCUUUGCUGAGCACUUCCGCACGUCCAGCCCGCCCAAGAUCCGACUGUGCGUGCACUGCCUGCAGGCCGUGUUUCCCUUCAAGCCUCCGCAGCGGAUCGAGGCCCGCACGCACCUGCAGCUGGGCUCGGUGCUCUACCACCACACCAAGAACAGCGAGCUGGCCCGCAGCCACCUCGAGAAGGCGUGGUUGAUAUCCCAACAAAUUCCACAGUUUGAAGAUGUCAAAUUUGAAGCAGCAAGUCUUCUAUCUGAGCUUUAUUGCCAAGAGAAUUCAGUUGAUGCUGCAAAACCACUCUUGCGUAAAGCAAUUCAGAUUUCACAGCAAACGCCCUACUGGCACUGUAGACUACUCUUUCAGCUUGCACAACUCCACACACUUGAAAAAGAUUUGGUAUCUGCAUGUGACUUACUUGGAGUUGGAGCAGAAUAUGCCAGGGUAGUAGGAUCAGAAUAUACCAGGGCACUGUUCCUGCUGAGUAAGGGGAUGCUUCUUCUGAUGGAGAGGAAGUUGCAAGAAGUCCAUCCCCUUCUGACGCUUUGUGGACAAAUAGUUGAAAACUGGCAAGGGAACCCCAUACAGAAGGAGUCCCUCCGAGUGUUCUUCUUGGUCCUCCAGGUGACACACUACUUGGAUGCUGGACAGGUGAAAAGCGUGAAGCCGUGUCUAAAGCAGCUUCAGCAGUGUAUUCAAACUAUUUCUACUCUUCAUGAUGAUGAAAUUCUACCCAGCAAUCCUGCUGACCUCUUUCAUUGGCUGCCCAAAGAGCACAUGUGUGUAUUGGUCUACCUGGUGACAGUAAUGCAUUCUAUGCAAGCUGGCUACUUGGAGAAAGCACAGAAGUACACAGACAAAGCACUCAUGCAACUAGAAAAGUUAAAAAUGUUAGACUGCAGUCCUAUCUUGUCAUCUUUCCAAGUGAUAUUGCUGGAACACAUAAUCAUGUGCCGACUUGUCACAGGACACAAGGCCACUGCCCUGCAGGAGAUCUCACAAGUCUGUCAGCUGUGCCAGCAGUCUCCAAGGCUAUUUUCUAAUCAUGCUGCCCAGUUACAUACUUUAUUAGGUCUGUACUGUAUUUCUGUUAACUGCAUGGAUAAUGCAGAAGCUCAGUUCACUACUGCAUUGCGGCUUACCACUCAUCAGGAGUUGUGGGCAUUUAUCGUGACAAACCUCGCCAGUGUAUACAUCCGAGAAGGCAAUAGACACCAAGAGUUGUACAAUUUAUUGGAAAGAAUAAAUCCAGACCACAACUUUCCUGUAAGUUCUCACUGCCUGAGGGCUGCUGCUUUCUACAUCCGAGGACUCUUCUCUUUCUUUCAGGGAAGAUACAAUGAAGCAAAGCGAUUUUUACGAGAAACCCUGAAAAUGUCAAAUGCAGAAGAUUUGAACCGGUUAACAGCCUGUUCCCUUGUCCUCCUGGGCCAUAUAUUCUAUGUAUUAGGGAAUCAUCGGGAGAGUAAUAAUAUGGUGGUACCAGCUAUGCAGCUGGCUAGCAAGAUUCCAGACAUGUCUGUGCAGCUGUGGUCUUCAGCUCUGCUGAGAGACCUGAAUAAAGCUUGUGGGAAUGCAAUGGAUGCUCAUGAAGCUGCCCAGAUGCAUCAGAACUUCUCCCAGCAGCUUCUCCAGGAUCACAUUGAAGCUUGUAGCCUUCCAGAGCACAACCUGAUCACGUGGACAGACGGGCCACCCCCUGUACAGUUUCAGGCGCAGAAUGGACCUACCACCAGCCUUGCUAGUCUCCUGUGAAGGAAAACUCUGCUAAAGUGACACAUGCAACUUGGCCCCCUGGGCAGAGGAAAAUCUAUCAUGGGGGACUUUUUCCAGGAGGGGAAAAUGAGGAAUUUCCUGUACAGCCAAAAGCCUUAAUCAAGAUUAAACACAACCUACAUUUCAAAGACUCAAAAAGGACAUUUUAAGCUGCUUUUAAAGAUGAGAGGUGUGUGUCCCUUACACACAACUUCCGGAUUUUUAACUGUAUUUGAUGCUUCUGGUUUUCCUCAGUACAGCAUGGUGCAGGAUCCAGAACACUGUUAGGGGAUAGUGGAGGGGGGGGUCUGUCUUUCCUCAUUUACCAGACAUCCACUAUGUGAAAUUCUCCAACCCAAUCUUGGUGUUGAUUUUUCCAAACCAUCACUUGGAAAUGGAUUCUGACCAGACUGCCAAUCACUGCUCUAAAUAUUUAAGUCCUACCUGAAAUGAAGUGCUUCUGGUUGGAGUAGGGCCGGGAAUGGGGAAGAGUCUACUACAAGGCUCCAAGUAGCAUGUAGUAUGGGAUUUAAUCAUGACCCUGUGCCUGGGAGUGGGUGUGGAGAGCUGGCAAACCUCAAAAUCCUUCUCUUAAGGAAGUCCCAUGUCUCAAUGCUGUUCUGUAGCAAAUCACCGAGUGCACCCAGAUUAAACCAGUUCUUCUCUAGUGAAGGUGAGAAGUAAAGUUGGUUACUUUUUAACCUUUCAUUGCCUGAGUAGCCAUGUGCUGUGAGGAAGGGGCAGUGUCCUCCUCCCCUAUAACUCUUUAAUGUAUCACUUGGACAACUUUAAAGAAUAAAGCUUGAAGGUCUAAGUUUAGCUUAACUCCAACAUCCAAAUUUGAGGCAGAUACCUGGAGAGAAUAAAUCACUUUGGAAAAAAUGCA
Trichosurus vulpecula (common brushtail) is the source of this 2819-nucleotide messenger RNA. It is a transcript of the gene MAU2, whose product is annotated as MAU2 sister chromatid cohesion factor. Gene Ontology annotation, biological process: mitotic sister chromatid cohesion; maintenance of mitotic sister chromatid cohesion. The record is from RefSeq and is a predicted model, not a curated record. NCBI's taxonomy places the organism in Eukaryota, Metazoa, Chordata, Mammalia, Diprotodontia, Phalangeridae. Gene Ontology annotation, molecular function: protein binding; double-stranded DNA binding. The coding region runs from base 119 to 1933 and encodes 604 amino acids. Gene Ontology annotation, cellular component: SMC loading complex; chromatin. The transcript has 19 exons.